AUGGGGUGCAAGAGAGUAUUUCAGCUGGAAGUCUUUGGUGAUGUCUGCAGAAAAAUAGGAUACUGUCUCCAGGAAACCAAAGAUAUAAGCCUGCUGGGGGUGCGCAAGGGUGCAGGUGUCAGCCGAAAAGACGCGAUAAAAGGACUCUCUCUGCUGAUACACUUCAAGAUUGUCGGAUUUACGAACUACACGGGGCGAGGAGUGCGGUACUUCCUGCGGGCAGAGACUCCUCCUAUGCUGCACUUUCCCGUGUACGUGGACUAUGCGGAGAGAGUCUUUGGCGUGCAGGGCGCGCAGAUCCUCACGGAAGUCCUCAUGCGGGGCUCGCUGAAGAUGCGGCAGAUCCCGGAGGAGAUGCAGGAGUGCGCCAGAAGAAUGAUUAGGGAGGGCGUGCUCGUGGAGGAGGCGGAGUCUUCCGUGAAAAAGCUGAAGGAGGAAGACCCCUCCGUGAAAUUCUGCGAUAGAAAUGUGUCGACGAAAAUACUCUGCGAGAUACUCUGCAGGGAUGUAGAAAAAGCCUUCGACGAAAAGACGCGGAGGGUCCUGUGCGAGAUCCGGAAGUUCCACCCCGCAGCUGCACACUUGGCCAGGCUCCAGGAGGCGUGCAAAAACACGGACCUGUGCAACGCCCUGCACACGCGCAUAAAGUACCUCAUAGGGUACGAAGUCGUGACGGGGGGAUACGAGAUGUACCACGUGAACUUGGAGUCCUACCUGGAGAAAGCAAAAAAAGAAGCUGCAGUCGAAUACUGCGCGAUGUUCCUGGGGGGCGCUGCUGCGACAGUUCUCUCAAUGCUCCUGGCGCGCGGAUACGUGGAGGACAGAUUCGUGCAGAAGCACCUCCUUAUGCAGCCUGCAGAGUGCAAAAAAGUGCUUUUCCUGCUUCUCUCCGAGGGCCUUAUAAAUGUGCAGAUGGUUCCCAGGACGGCGGAGUGCGCCCCCUCGAAGAGCUUCCACAUGUGGUCUGCGUGCAAGAGAAAAACCUCGCAGGCCGUCGAGAGGAAAGUCCGCGAGAAAAUCAACGAGAGCUACGCAGGACUUGCAGCCCUCAAGGAGAACCGGGCGUAUAUAGCGGCGGGCGAGGGCAGGAGCAGAACAGAUGCUUUGUACAGCGCACUUGAGAGGCUGCACAUGAUGGGUUUUAUAUUGGGUCUGUGA
Messenger RNA from Nematocida major, 1158 nucleotides. RefSeq lists its product as uncharacterized. NCBI's taxonomy places the organism in Eukaryota, Fungi, Microsporidia. Gene Ontology annotation, cellular component: RNA polymerase III complex. The coding region runs from base 1 to 1158 and encodes 385 amino acids. The transcript has a single exon. Gene Ontology annotation, molecular function: single-stranded DNA binding. The record is from RefSeq and is a predicted model, not a curated record.